Molecule: messenger RNA, 347 nt
Organism: Protopolystoma xenopodis
Lineage: Eukaryota; Metazoa; Platyhelminthes; Monogenea; Polystomatidea; Polystomatidae
Source: the annotation of a GenBank genome assembly
CGCCGAUUCUCCGACAGACACAAGAGACCGGAAGACCGAGGCCCUCUUUGACAAGACUACGCCAGCAUCUCUGCGACGUCACUGCCGACGAAGACGAAGAGGAGGUGGAGCUUGAGCUCGAGGCCGACAUCGGUCAGGCUCAGAGUCUGAUGAGUCUUUCGGCAUGCCCACUGUGCGUCGGCUGUGGUCGGGCCAUCUUUGACGCCGUCAUUUUGCACGUACAGCCGGAUCUUGAGUGGCAUGGUCGGUGUCUUCGCUGUGUCAAGUGUUCUCGGGGCCUAGGGGAGGACUCGACAUGCUUCGUGCGUGACGGAAAGGCCUACUGCCGCGAAGAUUAUCACAAGUAG